Ailuropoda melanoleuca (giant panda) is the source of this 4181-nucleotide messenger RNA. It is a transcript of the gene FAM131B, whose product is annotated as family with sequence similarity 131 member B. The coding region runs from base 105 to 1103 and encodes 332 amino acids. The record is from RefSeq and is a predicted model, not a curated record. The transcript is spliced from 6 exons. Lineage: Eukaryota; Metazoa; Chordata; Mammalia; Carnivora; Ursidae.
CAGGGGAGGUUGAAGGUGGAGCAACUAAUGAGCCUGUGGCCACUUCAGGGAAUGAGGUGAUUGCAGUGGACUGGAAGGGCCUGAAGGACGUGGACCAGAUCCACAUGGACAGCACCAGCUCACUGCACGGAAGCGGUCUCCACAGGCCGUCCACCGAGCAAACCCGGACAGAUUUCUCCUGGGAUGGCAUCAAUCUCUCCAUGGAGGACACCACUUCCAUUCUUCCAAAGCUUAAGCGAAACUCUAAUGCCUAUGGCAUUGGGGCCCUGGCCAAGUCAUCCUUCUCAGGGAUUUCUCGUAGCAUGAAGGACCAUGUGACGAAGCCCACAGCCAUGGGGCAAGGCCGGGUGGCCCACAUGAUUGAGUGGCAGGGCUGGGGGAAGACACCAGCCAUUCAGCCGCAACACAGCCACGAGGCGGUGCGCAGGGACACUGAUGCCUACUCGGACCUCAGUGAUGGCGAGAAGGAGGCACGUUUCCUAGCAGGUGUAAUGGAACAGUUUGCCAUCUCCGAGGCCACACUCAUGGCCUGGUCUUCCAUGGAUGGGGAGGACAUGAGUGUCAACUCCACGCAGGAGCCACUGGGCUGCAACUACAGUGACAACUACCAGGAGCUGAUGGAGAGUCAGGAUGCCCUUGCUCAAGCCCCCAUGGAUGGAUGGCCUCACUCCUACGUGUCCCAGGGCAUGUACUGCCUGGGGUCGUCGGAUGCCUGGGAAGCCAGCGACCAGUCCCUCAUUGCCUCUCCGGCCACAGGAUCCUAUCUUGGCCCUGCAUUUGAUGACUCACAGCCUAGCUUGCAUGAAAUGGGGUCUUCCCAGCCUGCUUGUGGAUACUCUGCUCAGGAGCCUCCCCCUUUGCUGGGGUCAGACGCGGACUGGGCUCCGGGGAUGGGUGGAAUGGACCUGGCAAGGGGCCCUGAGGAGGAGGAGAAGAGGCCAUUGGCCCCUGAGGAGGAAGAGGAUGCAGGAUGCCGGGACCUGGAGUCACUUUCCCCACGAGAAGACCCUGAGGUGUCCACGGCUCUCAGCCGCAAGGUGUCUGACGUCACAUCCUCAGGUGUGCAAUCCUUCGAUGAGGAGGAGGGCGAAGCAAACAACUAGCUUCCUCCCACUCCAUGCCCAGCCUUCCACUCCCACCUGAGGGGCAUGGCUGCGACAAUACCCUCCCUUCCCCCAGCAGUACAGCUGAACCCGGGCAGAAGACCAUGAGGGACCAGGAGUUGCCAGUCCUCGCCAGGAAAAUGGAGAGCCAGGAUGGCGUUUUAUCCAGGCUUAUGCUGUAGAAAGCACAGGUCUGGGAACUGAGGCCCAGACAACCAGAUGGCUCCGAACUUUGCUUGGCUGCAGGCUCCUGGGUCUGUGAUGAUGAAGCCCCCGUGUGGCUCCCGAGGACAGCAGCACAGGGCAGCGUGUGGCCGUCGACUGGACCUCAGUUCUUCACUCUCUGCUUCGUCUUCCAGGAGCCUUGACUGUGGCUGUGGGAAUGCCUCCUUUCUCCGUGUCACUCCUGCUUUUCCCAACUCUGUUUUCUCUGGCUGUGGCCCCAGCUCAUCCCGACUAUGAGGAACAGACUUCAGGGGCUAUUGGUAUGGCUCGAUGGGCACAGGGGAAGCCACCUGAAGUCAUGUGUCCUUAGAGGGUGGAGAGCCUGCCCUCAGCGAGAAACUGGCUUCUGAGAUCAGGAGUCAUGGGGGAGGUGGGUGUGGCAGCUGGGAUGCACAGGGACACAAACGUGAUUCUUUAUAUCAGGGCCUGCUCAGAGACCAGAAAGUCACUGAUGAGACCAAGAACAAAUAUGGCCACCUGUGCCAAGAUCUUGACUAUUCCCUUGUCUGGAAGGAGGAUCCAAGGAUCUGGGAAAGGGCCCAGCCGGGGCUGGCCGCUCCAGCUCUUGCUUCCCUUUUCUGCCUCCUUCUGUCCCCUGCUCUGGAGCCCUGGCCCUGAGGGGGUGACACAGAACGCAGGUGUCCUGGCCAAAUGGGGAAGCAUGAGGGCUGUGUCUCCCUCCAUCUACCCUCUAAUUCUCUGGAGCUGUUUACACUUUUCUCUUUGCCUUUUCUACAUUUUUAUAACUUCUUGGGGACUCAGGGUUGAGUGGGCUGGAGGGAGGAGUCCGGUGCUGUCAGGCCCCAGCCAGGGUGGGCUGUUUGCUGAGGAGCGGUGUGGGGCACUAGGCUCCUUUGCCCCUUCUUCAGCUCCUCCCAGGACUCCGAAGAGGGCCUCACAGGUGUUCUCCCUCCCUCCCCGGCCUCCUGUGGAGGAAGAGAGGAGAAUCAGAGGAUUCUUCCUUCCAGGACAGGUUACAGGGAGGCACUCUCACUCCCCGUUUCCAGUGUGGUGGGGACUUCUGCGCAGCACUUCUGUGAGAGAUCUGACAGCAGGGGACGGGGGAGAGCGAAGGACGCCACAGCUGUGGAGCUGGCUGGCAUGCUGCCCUUCCCACUGCGGGGGCACAGGGAGACUCUGGGUAGGAGAGAGAAGCUGAGAGCUCCAUUGUUGCCUUCCCUCCUUCCUCAUGCCCGACUUAGGCUCCAGCUCCAAGGCCUUGUGUCCUACCCACACUUUGUCAGGGGUCCUACCACUUUACCCUCUGCUGGGAAGGGAGAACUGUCACCCUCUCCCAGACGCUGGACAAAACUGUCCCCCCACCCAAUGCCUCAGACUUCUAUUUCUUUGGAAUGAGGAGGUUGAGAGUCGGGGUGUUUCUGUCCAUCUAUGACUGCCCCCCCCAACUGAGUUCACACUUCAUUCACAUGUGCUCCUGCAAUGCAGCUGAGGCCAGGGUCCCGUGUCCUCCAGGGGAGGGGGACAAUGGCUUUCCUGGGGUUGGUCCUUGGAGGACCCAGGAGUGGACACGGUGAGCAUGGGUAGGCGAAGUCACCUUGUCCACAGCUGUCUCACAGAAGACCUCUCUCGUGUUUGGUGGUGUGACCUGACUCAGGAGGCAGCAGGACCUUUCAGCGAGCAGCUCUGGGAGGUGGCCCCGCAUGCCCGUGCUGGCUUCUGGUCCUCACGGGAGACUCCUGCCCUCCUGCCCUGGGACCUUGGGGUUUUGCAUGCUCACAGUUCCCUCUUGCCACCGGUCCUAGUUUCCUCGCCUCGUGCCAUCUGCUGUCUCAGUGCACCAUCUUUUUCCUCUUAGUCUCAUCCCCUUUGUGCCUACGUUCUGGCCCCAGACCACGGCGGACAUCCAAUCCAGCAGGUUCAUUCAUUAUAGUUUGUUCGUUUUUGUUCAAGGUCUGUGGAGUUGGGAAAGGAGGAUUAAAGCAGCGUUCUUUCCUCCCUUCCUCCCUUCCCGGAGGAAGCCAAAUGGUCCCUGCAACAGUGGCUGAAACUGGGAGGGAAUCUAGGAGACUUUACACACGUGGAGGGGGCUCGCAGACCAGAGGUCAGGUGAGGGCCUGCAUUUUCCACUCUGAAGAGGGAGAAGAGCCAAGGAGCUGGCCUGGGACCCUCUUAGGACUCUUCUGGAGGGAGGAAUUGCCUCUCUGGUGCUGGGGGCAGGGUGCAUGGGGUUUGCUUAGAGCCUAUUGGGGGAGGGGAGGGGCAUGUGCAGGAAGAGGCUGUUGGGGGUGGGGUGGGGGAGGGUUGCUUUUCCUUUGGGGUUAAAGGCUGUGCAGCACGUUUUCCAACAGUCCUGGAACAGGGCUGUUUUUAUAUUCUUGUGAAUGAAACUGCUCUUGCUAAAUGAUUUUCCUUUGGUGGGGGGUGCACUUUCAUUUUCAAAUCACUUUAUUAAGGAAAAAUCCAAAUCUCCCAUUCCUCCCCUUCCACUGCCCCACUUCCCCCCAGGCCGCCCUUCCUAUCCUUGUGCUGAGGGGGCGGCUCUUGGCGAAUGAGUGUAUGACCUUCUCUUUGCCCCCAUCUCUACAUCCCAUACUGUCUUCCAGGUCUGGGAAAUAUCCACUUUUAUGGCCAGUCUUAGCAUGUUUUCUUAAUGUGACAUUCCCACCCCAGGCCCAAGAGAGAUUCUAUGACAUAUAUUACAGAGAGAAUUAUAUAUAAAUAUAUAUAUAUAUAAAUAUUAUAGAUUAUAUACACAUGGGCACGGGCUCAAAUGCCCACUGCCAGUCCCCCUGCCCAGGCUGCACCCUCUCUUGGCCUGGGUGGGGGGAGGGGACGUCCUGUUGGAGAGGGCUGCAGGCUGUGUUCAAUGGCACUAAACAGAAUGUGGUGGCA